AUGUUAAAGGAAAGAGAUGCAUUUAGUGAUGUCUAUGAGUUCAGAAAGGUCCUAAAAGAUUAUGUCAUACAGGAAGGAUUUAAUAUCAAAAGGGCACAACAACAAGGCUAUUUAAUAGGGUGUAGACCUUUCAUAGACAUUGAUGGUUGUUUUUUGAAUGGGCCAUAUGGAGGGGUGCUACUUGCUGUUGUAUCUGUUGAUGCCAACAAUGGGUUCUUCCCACUUGCAGUUGAUGUAUGUGAAGGAGAGAAUUCAGAAAGUUGGGGGUGGUUUUUGGAGCUGUUAAUGGAUAGUGUGGGUGAGAUAGAAUCAAGGAUAGUCAUAUGUAUGACUGAUAGACAAAAGGGGAUAUUGAAUGCCCUUGCUAAGAUAUGGCCAAACUCACAUGUCAAAUAUUGUGGUCGACAUGUAUAUGCAAAUAUGAGAAGCAAGUUCCCUAGUUUGUUGUUGAGGUCUUUAUUUUGGUCAGUUGCAAGGGCAACCAAUAUUGUCGAUUUUAAGCAAGAAACGGAGCAAAUUAAACAGUUAGAUUCCAAGGCAUGGGAAUGUCUAAACAACAUUCCUGCUAAGCAUUGGUCACGAUAUGCUUUUAACAUGGAAUGCAAAGUGGACCAUGUCACUAACAAUAGCACUGAGUCCUUUAACUUAUGGAUUGAGUGUAUUAGAGGAAAACCAAUUCUUCAGAUGUUAGAGGACCUAAGAAGAAUGAUCAUGGAGAGGAUUAGUAGUAGAAAACACAAAGAUGAGAUGUGGGAAAGUGAUAUUCCACCACCGGUGCAGAAGAGGUUGGAUGACAAUGCUACUAAAGGUAGACUUAUGAGAGUGAUAUUUGGUAGGGCUAAUGACUAUGAGGUAUUAAAGGAGACAGUGGUUGUAGUUGUCAACUUGUACGCUAAAAGUUGUGACUGUGGGAUGUGGCAGUGCUCCGGUGUUCCUUGCAACCAUGUUAUGGCUAUAAUAAUGAACAUUAGAGAGGAAUUUGGAAAAUUUAUAGAUGUGCAGUUGAAGAAACACAUGUACAUCAACACUUAUAGUGUGACCAUCCAUCCUAUACCAAGAUAG
Messenger RNA from Diospyros lotus (date-plum), 1062 nucleotides. RefSeq lists its product as uncharacterized. The transcript has 2 exons. NCBI's taxonomy places the organism in Eukaryota, Viridiplantae, Streptophyta, Magnoliopsida, Ericales, Ebenaceae. Gene Ontology annotation, molecular function: zinc ion binding. The record is from RefSeq and is a predicted model, not a curated record. Bases 1 to 1062 code for a protein of 353 amino acids.